Molecule: messenger RNA, 402 nt
Organism: Vombatus ursinus (common wombat)
Lineage: Eukaryota; Metazoa; Chordata; Mammalia; Diprotodontia; Vombatidae
Gene: HOXC9
Product: homeobox C9
Exons: 1
Coding region: 1-402 (133 amino acids)
Biological process (GO): regulation of transcription by RNA polymerase II; anterior/posterior pattern specification; proximal/distal pattern formation
Cellular component (GO): nucleus
Molecular function (GO): DNA-binding transcription factor activity; RNA polymerase II cis-regulatory region sequence-specific DNA binding
Source: RefSeq, a predicted model, not a curated record
AUGUCGGCGACGGGACCCAUCAGUAACUAUUACGUGGACUCCCUGAUCAGCCACGAGAAUGAAGAUCUCCUAGCGUCCAGGUUCCCUGCCACUGGGGCUCACCCCGCAGCCGCCAGACCCACCGGCUUAGUACCGGACUGUAGCGAUUUUCCGUCCUGUAGCUUUGCCCCAAAGCCGGCAGUGUUCACCACGUCCUGGGCUCCGGUCCACUCCCAGUCGUCUGUCGUCUACCACCCCUAUACCCACCAGCCCCACCUUGGAGCGGACACGCGGUAUAUGCGGACUUGGCUGGAGCCCCUGUCCGGGGCCGUCUCCUUCCCCAGCUGGAAAGCUGGGGAGGGCAACUCCGCCCGUCCCCCGGGCCACAGUCCGCCCGGCGGCCCGGAUAGGCAUCGGGUUUGA